AUGGGAAUCCGUGGCCUUCCCAAAGAGCUGCACGAUAGCGAGGGAAUACCUGGGGGGUCUUAUGAGCUGAUCGAGGACAGUAUUGAUAGACUCGGCUACAAGAACCUUUUCCUCAACCCAGAAGGCCUGUCCCCUGUCGACAAGAAGAAUCUGCAGACCUUCCGAGCAGUAGGACACGUCCUGGAUGAUAUCCUGUCCAAGGAAUUCGACAAAGAGCUCACCAUCAUUCAUGUGGACGGUUCACCAUCAGAGCAGAAGCGAGGAGAACAUCGGCAGAGAAACGCGACCCUAAAGCGAGCACUGGACAAGCUACAGACGAAGGUCAGCGGUUCAACCCGGUCAACAAAGCAGCUCUUCAAGACCUGCAAGAACAACUACCGCCUACCCCGAGGGAGUCUCGAGCAGGAUAUCCUUCCGGUGUUGAGAGAGAAGGGCUGGUGGAUCCACCUGUGCCCGUAUCAAGCGGAUACAUGCCUCUCAAGAGUGUGUCAGGACGCCCCAGACCCCGACUCUGUCAUGAUCGUCACUUCUGAUAGUGAUCUAAUUGUCUACGAGGGGAUCCGCCACAUCAUGAUGCCCGUGGGCAAGACGAGGGAGUUGCAGUUGUUCGACAAGACCAAGCUCCUGGACCGUCUAGAUCUGCCGUCGGAACAGCACCUUCUCCUUGUCUGUAUCGUAACCUCCAACGAUUACGUGAAGAAUCUUCCGUACUUUGGGCUUCACAAGAACUGCGACAUCAUACGAGACUUUGAUCUGACAAGCCUAGGGCCGCUGGGAGGAUCUGGAGACAACGACCACAGAGCCGAGGCAUUGAUGCCGUUCAUUCAAAACUACCUGGACGAAGUUGAGCGUCAACUGGGGAAACUGAAGAAAAGAUCGAUACAGCAGACUUCUACUCGACACAAGCAACAGGAAAUCAUCCACAUUGGCCCGGAAUAUUAUCGCCAUGCAAUCACCGCAUUUUUCGAAAGGAUGGAGACGCCUAUACAAGAACCGCUGGAGCAGGACGACGAGAGUCCUCACUCUCACGAUAUCAUUACCAUGAUACUACAGGAACUGUACUCUCGCAAAAGUCAACAACAGCAGCCUCAGCAACCCAGGAACGACACCCACACCUUCACACAGCACCUACCACCAGAGCGAGUCCCGAUCAAACUGGCUUCUACCAAGGACAUGGGCAUGGACACCGAUACGAACAUCGAAUCAGCACCCUCGUCAACAUCCACGCAAUAUGAUUCCAAGACGAUCUCCGAAUGCACCCGGAAGCGGAAAAGAUCCCUGAAACACAAGCAGCAGCGGAAGGAUCGAUUCAAGGCUAAGAAGUCAGAAGCCAAACACAAGCAGUGGAGAGAGUCACAGUUCAAAUCAAGGACCGAUAUUCAGAAGAGGUAUUCAGUCAGAACUGUCAACAUCCACGACGCCCCAAACGUCGAUGAGGCUGAGCUUUCCCAUAUGACUGUGCCUAAGCCUCGCUCCCAGAAACAGUCAUCUCCGUAUAUCAACAACCCGGUCUCCGACAACAACGCCAAAGAUACAUCCAAAACAACAAACGGUUCUUCGUCCCAGCAGAAAUCCAGCGAAAACUCCCAACAAAAGAAGAAGAAGCGCAAACCUAGGAAGCGCAAACCUAGGAAGCCGAAGUCUGAAGUUGCACAACUUAAAUCCGGAUUCUCAAGCACCUUUGCAAUUUCAACACAGACGAUCGGUAGUGUUCUGGGGUGCCUACGACGAUCACUAUUGCCGGCACGAGAGACUGGGCGACUUGCUAAACUCAGCGACGAGGACAUCAAGGAUAUAGCGGUCAGGAUCGACUCGGCAGUGGCGACGAUGGCAGAGGCCAGGAUGUUUGUUUUUCGAGCAGUAGAGAUUAUGAUCCUUGAUCAGCUAUUGGGAGGAGAAGGCAUUUCGGGAGCGCUGGAUGCUGUCGCUGGCGAGGAGGAUGCAGGAGAACCCUUUGACGUGCUUGAGUUACUGUUGGAGAAGGCCGCCGGGACCGCUAUUAUCAAGCAUAUGUUCUCCCUCAUCCUCAACGGAGAGAUCGAGCGCGGUCGCCCUAAAACAGUCAAGGAAAAGUCCAAGGCCGCGAAGAACAUCUCGAAGGCUGCUUAUGAUCGUCUCCAUCAGAUCCUGCCAGGAUUUCGGCCUGUCAACAAGGACUCCAUCUGCGUUGGACGGUUGAUUGUUGAUGCAGCGGCGGAAUUCUCUGUUCAGCUGAGAAAACAUUUUCGGGAUUUGCCAUUCACCAUUGGAGCUAGGAUGUUAAAGUGUGGUUGGAGCGAGAUCGACCUGCCAGCUGGAUCAUUUAAGGAGCAGCCGGGAUCCCAGACUGUUGGAGCAAUUCAACAAACUACAGCGGAGGAGAGGAAUGACGAUAACGACGAGAAGGACGAGGAUGACGACGAAGAGGACGUAGAGGACGAGGAUGAGGACGAGGGCGACAACGAUACCAGCAUGCGAUUUGCCGGUGGAUACAUCCGUCACUGGUGGAAAGAGGCCGAACGUCUGCCGCCGGCUAUGCAACCUCUCUUCUGCCUUCGACAUAACUUCACCGAUCCGUUCAUCACAUUUGAGGAGCGGGCUCUGCCGCCAAUCUUGUGGUCCACGAGCAAGAAGAAUCCGAACCCGUGCGCUGUUGCUGCUUCCAAGAUCAUGACCGCCAAAGAAGCAUCCGCACUCGUCGAAUUGACGCAUGGGGAAUUGAUCAGGAUCUUAUUCUAUGGAGAACCAGAUGAGAUCAGGAAGUCACAUUCCGUGUGGCAGACAUCAUACGGGAGACGCUCGACAACUAUGGAAGCUCUUGCCAACAAUCAUCCGGCCAUCUUUGAUCCUAAUAUCCUUCACUCAUACUUGGACAACAAGUUCCGCUUCAUCAACUACGCCAGUGACUGUCGAGAGAAAGGGAUUGCAUGCGACAAGAGUCCCCCUCCCUUGCCGACAAGUCUCCUCUCACAGGACCCGACCCUAUGCCCGCAACGAUUCGCGCUCAACAACAUCUUUUCGACAAACGGCAAGGAACUCCAUGUCACCUGCUUUGAUACCACCAAGCCCUACAGGAGCAAGUUCGCCUUUAACCCUAUCUAUCGGAUCGAAAACAGAUUCCCAACACUACAAUCAAUUCUGGACGAGUUUGGCGUGUCGUCUAUCGAGGAGAUUGAUGUCUGGGGUAUUGACCCCGGUGAGGUCAACACGGCAGCAUUUUGUAGGAUCUUGCGGACCUAUCUCACUUCAAUUGACACCAAUGUGGCGACAGAUGAUGACGCUGAACCGCAACAUCGACGCAACUACCAAGCAUCCACCAACAGCAUCCUCCCUCCUGGUCUGGAAGCCAAGAAUCUGGUCGUGAGCAGAAAAUCGCUUUACCAGCCUGUGUUUGCCCAUCGAAAUAAAAUGCAGGAUCUGUCGACAACGAGGAUCACCGUCAGUCCAGGUCAGACGAUUGAGGGCAAGUUAUGGGCCGAGCAGAAGGACGGGCAAGCGGAUGGAGGAACGUCGAUUCUGAGUAUCAGCGAGAUCCUGAACGUGCUGCCAUCCCGACAAUACCAACAAGUUGCAGACAUGGAGCAAUCCACGUUCCGAUUUUUCCUUGUUCAGGAUAUCUUGCAUGGAUUCUAUGGGUCUGCAAGAGUGAAAGCCAUGGGCUGGGAUCUGAAGAAGGCCAAGAAGGCAGAGAUGGACCUCGCCAUCGAUGCCAUCCUCAGGGAGUGCACCACCAAGACGCUAUUCUGCUAUGGAAAUGGGUCCUUCCGUACAGGCAUUAACCUCGCAUCCCCCAUGAGUCCUUCAAGGCGGUCUUUGCGCAAAAGGCUGUUGCUGCUGGGCACAUCGUGGUGUUGGUCGAUGAAUACCUCACUUCAAGCAUUUGUCCCACCUGCCUCGAGUCGAACGAGGCGAGGUUUGGAUGCGGACCUUGACAAGGCCGACGCCUUUGAGUCGCAAGAGCCCAAGUGA
Messenger RNA from Linnemannia hyalina, 3948 nucleotides. Lineage: Eukaryota; Fungi; Mortierellomycota; Mortierellomycetes; Mortierellales; Mortierellaceae. The record is from the annotation of a GenBank genome assembly.